GCCGGUAAGAAUGGUGGUGAACUUCAUUUUGGCAGAAAGAAGGUUUUUCACGAGGGGAUGAAGGCACGUAUUGAGCAGAAGAAAGAACCAGAGGCGAUGCUUGAAGCUGUCCGAUGCUGGAUGGUUCCAAGGAGACUUGAGGAGAGGUACUCAGUCCUUAUUUAUAUGCUGCUCAGGGUAGCUUUCUGCUCGUCCGAUCACGGACGUGGUGAAUUGACGCUGCGCGAUACAGAAGUUGGUUGUAGGCUCAUGCAACCUCAUCAACAAUGGCUCCAUAAUUGUGAUACUCCGGCGGAGAUUACUCGCUUAGGCCGGCGACAAUAUGAAUUGGAGAACGGAGUCGACCGUUCGCCGUCGGCCCUGAUGGGGCUUUACUCCAUCUUUCAGCAACUAUCCAGUAGCUGCAGAAAGCCCCGUUGGCUGUUGCUGAAGUUUAGUCAGUGGGUAUCAUUCGAUGGAGCCCUAAGUAUCCACUCUGACUCGGGGGAAGAGAGUGUGAUGGGCGCGCGGACCUCCAGCCAAGAUUAUGGGGGCUCGUCAAGCAUUUUCUUUGGUCAAUUUCUCUAGGUGGCUUCGCGAUGCUCAUGCCAGCAUCGCAACAGUUCGAGUUGGAAUACGAGGUCAUCGGUUAGAGCAAGGUAUAGUUGGUGCCUGGCAAGCCAUUAUCCUUGACAUCAGUGAUUGGUGGUAAGGCCUGUUCCUCUCUCGACCGAGGAGCGAACGGAGGUCCGACGGGGGGCUUAUCGGUAGCGACAGCCGGACGCCAUCCUCACGCCAUGGCGCUGACGAAUAGUGCACAGAUGCCAGGUAGACUAGUGGCGGCGCGAGUGGCACAACAAGCUUUGAAAAACUAGGACAAGCCUUCCAGACUCAAUAUGUUUGUAUGAUAAGGGAGGUUGUUCGGGGAAAUUGUGG
Aspergillus brunneoviolaceus CBS 621.78 is the source of this 915-nucleotide messenger RNA. RefSeq lists its product as uncharacterized. The record is from RefSeq and is a predicted model, not a curated record. The coding region runs from base 58 to 567 and encodes 169 amino acids. The transcript is spliced from 2 exons. Lineage: Eukaryota; Fungi; Ascomycota; Eurotiomycetes; Eurotiales; Aspergillaceae.